This is a messenger RNA of Macrosteles quadrilineatus (aster leafhopper), 2526 nucleotides long. RefSeq lists its product as uncharacterized. The coding region runs from base 1 to 2526 and encodes 841 amino acids. Gene Ontology annotation, molecular function: nucleic acid binding; catalytic activity; zinc ion binding. Lineage: Eukaryota; Metazoa; Arthropoda; Insecta; Hemiptera; Cicadellidae. The record is from RefSeq and is a predicted model, not a curated record. The transcript is spliced from 2 exons.
AUGGCUUGUCAAAACCCCCCACCCAACACAUUAUUUAACAGCAGCUCAAAUGAGCAAAAAUCGAAGUCGGAAAAGGAGUGGAGCCCUUUUGGGCGUAGCUCCAAGGUCAAGAGGUCGCCACCAGCGAACAACGUUAAGGCAACUCCACCGCCUGCAACCUUUAAGGGCUCAAAUGAGUUCCCCCCACUAAGAUCUCCUUUGACAAGUGGAGAAGGAAAAGUAGACGUUGAACCGGCGUUGACGGGAACCCUCCUGGAAAGUACAGCGCCGAAAAUCAGCCCCCAGAGGUCGGAUCCCGAACUUCAGCGUUACCGUCAACAAUACGACGAUGCUGAUGAGGAGGAGUCUGACCUCCUGGUAGAGAUGAUGGACCUCAUCAAUAAUAUGGAGGGAACCUUGAAGCUCCGGACCAACGUAAACCGGUCAAUCAAGGACGGUCUCCCAAAGGUGAAGGAUCGGGUUGCCCGAGUUCUCGAAAUUAAAGGCUUGAUGAGACAGGCUAUAGUUAAUGAACGGGAGCUUGUGAACCAAGUUUUAGCCCCUAAACUGAACGACAAGGGCGGGAAUCAAAGGAAACGGGCAAGGAGCUCACCAGCGGAGAGCCCCGAUCUUCCUGAAUUGGCCAGUCAGCCUCUGUCAGAUGUCGAGCAGAAGGUCGAGGACAGGGCCACCCAGAUGACACCCCCUACUGAGCACACUCCAGCUCUAAAGAAGCGCCCUCAGCAAACCAGGGAGCUUGCCUCUCUCCCAACGGUUGACGGAAGCAGCUCUAUGAACUCUGCUGUGGCACCAUCAAAUGUGGGUAACUGGGAGAAGAGGCUUUCCCGCAAAGAAAAGAGGAAAUUGAGACGAAUGGAGGCUGUCUCUAACAAAGAACCUGCAGCAAGAGAUCGAAAGAUUGCUGACCCUGCUCCGGCGAGGGAGGUUCGUGGAAAGGCCCCCCCUGUUUCAAAGAAACCCAGGCCGAGAAAGCCCAGGGCUGAGGCAAUCCUGAUCAACCCCUUAGGGGGGCGCUCUUUUGCUGAAGUCUUGGGUCGACUCAAGUCUAAGGCCAAGCCAGAGGAGACGGAUACGAUUGUUAAGUCAAUCAGGUUUACCCAGAAUGGGAAAGUUCUCCUCGAGCUGGGGAAAUCUGGUGACCGAGUGGCUUUUGCUGCAAAGGUCAGAGAGGCUCUGGGGGACCACGGUACUGUUCGGGAACUCGAGCCUAGGACCUCGGUGGAGAUCCGGGACCUUGACGGUCUUUCGACUGAGGCUGAAGUCAGGGAGGCUAUCAACAAGGCCAUCCCUGAUAUCCAAAAUGCCGACUCCCUUAAAGUAUGGCUUACGCGGCCCAACCGCAGCGAGCAACGCAUAGCUAUCGCUGAAAUGCGAAACCAAGAUGACAGCAAGCUGCUUAAUCUCACACACCUGAGAAUUGGAUGGGUCAAUUGCAGGCUCAGACGGAGGGUGGUUGUACCGCGAUGCUUUCGCUGCCUCGGGUUUGGUCACUCUUACCGAAACUGUAAAGGACCCGACCUAUCCAAGAAUUGUUUCAGGUGUGGCGGCUCGGGCCACAACAGGAAGAACUAUACCGCAGCAGAGCGUUGUUUUCUCUGCGCAGAGAAAGGCCUAAAGGACGCCUCAUUAGGUCACAUUCCAGGGGCUGGGCGAUGCAGUGUUUUCAAGGCUGCACUCGACCUUGAGAAGGCUAGGUCUAGGAAAACGGCUGACUCCCUCUUAGAUCAGCUGGCCCAAGAGAUCGGUGCGGACACCCUUCUGAUCAGCGAGCAGUACCGUGACAGGGACCCACACUUCUGGUUCCCAGAUUCUCUUGGUACUGCCGCUUGUUGGGUUCGAAACAGCACGGAAGCACCAGUGCGAGAUCACGGACGCGGCCGAGGCUUCGUUUGGGUCAGGUGUAGGGACGUCACGUUUUUUAGUGUCUACCUUACCCCCAACGAGCCAAUUCGGGAAUUCCGUCUGAAGAUUGACCGCUUAGAAGACAGUGUACGGGGUACCGUUGGGCAUGUCGUUGUUGCUGGUGAUUUUAAUGCGAGGGCUGUGGAGUGGGGUAUGACCUCUACAAACUCCCGGGGGAAAUACAUCCUGGACUUUGCCGCCAGGGCCGGACUUGUCGUCUUAAACGAGGGCGACACGCCUACUUUCCGGCGCCCCGGCAUGAGAGGUACGAUCCCCGAUAUCUCCUUCUCGUCGGAAUCACUAUUAGCACGGAUCUCCAACUGGAGGGUCAUCGAAGACCUCACGGCAAGUGAUCAUCAGUACAUCGUUUUUGAUAUACUGGAUGAACACCACAAUCAGGCGCCUGUAUCACGAUCUGGACCACGCCGAUGGAAUACGGACAAGCUGGAUGUUGAGAAGUUCACUGACGUAAUCUCACGGGGAGCGCUGGUGAAUUCUGCUGCACCUGUUGACGCCGAGGCAUUGGUAACGUCCACGAUGGAACUGAUUGUCUCGGCUUGUGACCAGGCCAUGCCACGCAGGGGACGCCGUCGCGAUAAGCAAGCUGUGUACUGGUGGACUUAA